Odontomachus brunneus is the source of this 642-nucleotide messenger RNA. RefSeq lists its product as uncharacterized. The record is from RefSeq and is a predicted model, not a curated record. Lineage: Eukaryota; Metazoa; Arthropoda; Insecta; Hymenoptera; Formicidae. The transcript has a single exon. The coding region runs from base 1 to 642 and encodes 213 amino acids.
AUGGCCAUAUCUUAUAUCAAUACUCACUUGCUGACACGGGGCCAACUACCUGUAUACAUCACACGGGUAGAAUCCCCUACCCUUUUUUGGGUCCAACUAGAAUAUACUAGAACCAGGCUUACGGAACUACAAGAAGAUCUGAACUGCCUGAUGGAGAGAAGGAGAAAACGAUACACCUUGUUUCCCCACGCCGUCCACUUGAAACAGGCAGUAGCGGUAAAAAACAAAGGUAAUUGGUACAGAGGAGAGGUCACGGCCAUCCAUGCGAACUCCGUGACAGUACAUUUGGGUGAUUGGGGCCGAAACACGAAGAAGGCAAUGUGGGAAGUAUACAGGCUGCCUAAACACCUCUGCGAAGAUUCGUGGUACGCUAUAGCCUGUGGGUUGUGUGGAGUUGAACCCACAGAUCCCGGCUCCACAUGGGGAGAUAAAGCGCGAUCCCUAACAAGAGCUUUAAUUGAAGACGAAAAGGGAUCGAUGAAAAUUAAAAGGACUACCGCAGUUCGAGCCGCAGAAAUCGACCUACGGAUUCAUUAUAAAAACCAGUUGGGAUCCGUCAUCCUGAGAGAGGAAUUAGUACGGCUGGGACAAGCACAGUUAACCACCGAUACAAAUCAACACCCGCACCCGUUUACGCGAUAA